AUUCAGUCCCUCUGUUCCCACCUUUUCUCAUUCGUACGCGGAUUCGGCCGAAAUUAUUAGCAUAAUUUAAUCCAAUCCUAACUUCAUCUCUUCUUGUUUUCUUCACUUGCUAAUUUAAAACCCUUCAAAUUCUCCACAGCCAAACUGUUUCAUACCAUGCCACCACCGUUUCCACACCCAUAUCUCUCAGCCUUCGAAAUUUCUAUCCUUUCCUUCGGGGAACUGCUCCGUUCCUGAAACCAUCAUCUGGGUCGCACAAUUUUUUUUUUUAAAAAAGAAUAAUCUCCGAUGGCUUCGGCGGCCAUAUUCUCGUCGCUACGGCGGCGCCGGUCUCCGUCGCUGGAGGCGUUUCUGGUGCCGGUCGACCUCUCCGACGUGGCGCUGCUGGAGACUCUUAUCUCCGUCGCCAGCGACGUCGCGUCCUGCUUCUCCGGCCACCGGUUCCCCUUCCAGCGCCGGAACUCGCGUGCCCUCAUCGGAAAAGUUGAGAUUUUCCGGUCAAUGUUGGAGUGUCUGAGAGACUCCGCUGCCGCCGGAGCUCUUACUCCGACGGCGGUGCUGUGCUUAAAGGAGUUCUACCUGCUUCUAUAUCGCUCAAAGAUUCUUCUUGAUUACUGUGCCCAAUCGAGCAAGUUGUGGCUGCUGCUUCAGAACCAUUGUGUUUCUGGUCACUUCCAUGAUCUGAGCCAAGAAUUUUCGACCCUUUUGGAUGUUUUUCCCGUUGGGGAAGUUGGCCUCAGUGAUGAUGUUAGGGAACAGAUUGAGUUGUUGCAGAGACAAUCCAAAAGGGCUAAGUUGUUCAUAGAUAAGAAAGAUGAUGUUCUUAGGACAAGGUUCUUUUGGUUUCUCGAAGAGUUUGAGAGUGGGAGGGUUCCUGAUUCUAAGGACUUGAGGUGUUUCUUUGUGGAUAAACUGAGGAUUCUUGAUGCUAAGAGUUGUAGGGUGGAGAUUGAAGCCUUGGAGGAGCAGAUUGUGAACCACGAGGGUGAUGUUGAGCCAACGGUUCCUGUGCUUAAUGGGAUGGUGGCUAUCACAAGGUAUUGCAGGUUUUUGUUGUUUGGGUUUGAGGAAGAGUUGGAAAUUGAGAUUCAAAAGAAGGGGAGGAAGAGGUUGAUUGCUCAGGAAAUUGCUGAAACGUUUUUGACUGUUCCUAAGGACUUUUGUUGUCCGAUAUCAUUGGAUUUGAUGUGUGAUCCUGUGAUAAUUUCCACGGGUCAAACUUAUGAUAGGAGGUCUAUAUGGAGGUGGAUGGAGGAAGGGCAUUGUACUUGUCCAAAAACGGGGCAAUUGCUUUCUCAUAAUAGGCUUGUUCCUAAUCGUGCUCUUAGGAAUAUGAUUAUGCAGUGGUGCAGUGCACAUGGAGUACCCUAUGAUCCACCUGAGGGGGUUGAUGCAUCUGUUGAGAUGUUUGUAUCAGCUUGUCCCUCCAAAGCUUCCCUCGAAGCUAACCGAGGGGCGACCAUGCUUCUCAUUCAGCAGCUUGCGGAUGGGUCACAAGCUGCACAGACUGUGGCUGCUAGGGAGAUAAGAUUGUUGGCCAAAACUGGAAAGGAAAACCGUGCCUUCAUCGCGCAGGCCGGGGCAAUUCCUCAUCUUAGGAACUUGCUUUCCUCACCUAAUGCUGUUGCACAGGAGAAUUCUGUGACAGCACUGCUCAACCUAUCCAUUUUUGAAAGAAAUAAAAGCAUGAUCAUGGAGGAGGAAGGGUGUUUGGGGUCAAUAGUUGAGGUGUUGCGAUUCGGGCAUACAACUGAGGCAAGGGAGAAUGCUGCUGCAACAUUGUUCAGCCUCUCUGCUGUCCAUGAUUAUAAGAAAAGAAUUGCGGAUAAUGUGGGGGCUGUUGAAGCACUGGCUUGGUUGUUGCAAGAGGGGACUCAAAGAGGAAAGAAGGAUGCUGUCACAGCAUUGUUUAAUCUCUCCACUCACACUGAGAAUUGUUUGAGAAUGAUAGAGGCAGGGGCGGUGAAAGCUAUGGUUGUGGCUUUGGGGAAUGAAGGAGUUGCUGAGGAAGCAGCUGGUGCCUUGGCCUUGAUUGUUCGGCAGCCUGUUGGCGCCAUGGCGGUGGUGAGGGAGGAAGCAGCAGUAGCCGGAUUGAUAGGAAUGAUGCGUUGUGGAACGCCGAGAGGUAAAGAGAAUGCAGUUGCAGCAUUGUUGGAGCUGUGCAGGAGUGGAGGUGCAGCUGCAACUGAAAGAGUGGUUAGGGCGCCGGCUUUGGUUGGAUUGCUUCAAACCUUGCUCUUUACAGGUACAAAGAGGGCAAGAAGAAAGGCAGCUUCACUAGCUAGAGUGUUUCAGAGAUGUGAAAAUGCAUCUCUCCAUUAUGGUGGAUUAGGUGUAGGUUAUUCAUUUGCUAGCGAUUCAGCUUCAACCAGAAAUACUACAACCUUUGUGAGUGACGUUUCACUUCCAAUGUCCAUUUCUGUUCCUGUUUUAUAGUGGUAAUACUCAUUCUCAUGUUUGUUGUGUUCCCGAUUUUUGUUGUAACUCUAUUGAUUCUUUCAUUGAAAUUUAAAGUCAUCAAGUAUAGGAAUACCAGAUAUGUAUUCUAAGACUUAGAGAAUGAUGCGUUGUUGAGCAGUUAGCUUCAACCCAUUUGUAAUGAGUUAUUGCCAGAGAAUAUAAAGUGUUCUAAAGUGGAAUUAUUAGACCAUUUCAGGCGUUCUAUUUUUUCUGUGCUUUACUCCUCCCGUUGGCAAUUUAUUGGAUUUUUAAGAGUAAUGCUACUUCUUUUAUAUGUA
This is a messenger RNA of Glycine soja, 2738 nucleotides long. RefSeq names its product U-box domain-containing protein 17-like. NCBI's taxonomy places the organism in Eukaryota, Viridiplantae, Streptophyta, Magnoliopsida, Fabales, Fabaceae. Gene Ontology annotation, molecular function: ubiquitin-protein transferase activity; protein binding. Gene Ontology annotation, cellular component: cytoplasm; nucleus. Gene Ontology annotation, biological process: protein ubiquitination. The record is from RefSeq and is a predicted model, not a curated record. The coding region runs from base 289 to 2436 and encodes 715 amino acids. The transcript has a single exon.